This is a messenger RNA of Syngnathoides biaculeatus (alligator pipefish), 5478 nucleotides long. RefSeq names its product phosphodiesterase 6A, cGMP-specific, rod, alpha (gene pde6a). NCBI's taxonomy places the organism in Eukaryota, Metazoa, Chordata, Actinopteri, Syngnathiformes, Syngnathidae. The transcript has 25 exons. Gene Ontology annotation, molecular function: protein binding; 3',5'-cyclic-nucleotide phosphodiesterase activity. Gene Ontology annotation, biological process: signal transduction. The record is from RefSeq and is a predicted model, not a curated record. Bases 754 to 3309 code for a protein of 851 amino acids.
ACUCAUGUGUGCUUUGAACUGUAUUUUUAUAUUGACUUUUAACACAUGUUGGGACUUGGAAGCGAAACACCAUUCAUGAAUUCAUUCAUUCAUGGAGCAGGGUGGGGCAAGUGUCAUAUUUUUAUAAGAACAAAAUCAAUAGAAGCUACAUGUCUACACACAUGCGCAAAUGACGCAGUGGAAAUUUUCCGCUGAAAUCAUCACACGCACAAAAGGUGUAACGCGCAUAAUGCGAAUUUUAUUAAGGCCUUUAUGAUGUAUAGACACACAGCCAUUUUUUUAUAAAUAUACAUCCACUUUUACUAAGAGAAUGUCAUGAUGGAGUAGUCGCUCGCCACUGUCAGUCGGUGAGCAUCCAAGAAAGAUUUGUUCAAGGCUGUGAACAAAAUCAUUAGAAUCACUUGCGGCCUUCCAGCGCUGUCGAUGAAAUACCAAUGAAAGUGAGUCUGGUUCCAGCAUAAUUGUGGCUGCUCGACGACGUGCCUUCUGUUCGUGACGGCGCCGAAACUAACCGCAUCAAGCACCCGGAUUGUUCAAAACAACAUUUUUGCUCAGACGAAAGACAAUACCGCAAUUUCCGGCCCAUAAGCCGUGACUUUUUUCACCCUGCGGUUUAUGCAGUGACGCGGCUAAUUUGUGCAAUUUUUUCGAACGAUCGCAAGGGGGCACUCGAGCAGAAAAGACCGCACCUGAAACGAGAGAGGGAUUAGAUACUUCUGCGCCGGGGGAGACAAUACAGACGCUUCAUCAGUCAUGGUGGACGCCGCCAUCGCCGAGCAGUUCCUGGACGCCAACCCGCAGUUUGCCAAGCAGUACUACGACAUCAACUUCCGGCCCAAGGUGGUGCGCGACCUGCUGGACAACGGCCGCGCCACGGCGGUGGACGUGAGCCGCUACCACCGGUUGACCACGGUGGAGGAGAGCGAGAUCCUCUUCGACCUGGUGCGAGACAUCCAGGACAACCUGCACAUGGAGAAGUCGCUCUUCAACCUCAUGCGGCACCUCAGCUUCAUGAUGAGGGCCGACCGCAUGAGCCUCUUCAUGUACCGACAGAGGAACGGCGUCGCCGAACUAGCCACCAGGUUGUUCAACGUGCAUAAGGACUCCGUGUUCGACGACUGCCUGGUGCAGCCCGACAGCGAGAUCGUUUACCCGCUGGACUUGGGCAUCGUGGGCCACGUGGCCUCCACCAAGAAGAUGCUCAACGUGCCUGACGUGACGCAGAGUCCUCACUUCAGCAACUUCGUGGACGAGCUGACCGAUUACACCACCAGGAAUGUGCUGGCCGUGCCCGUCAUGAACGGCAAGGACAUGGUGGCCGUCAUGAUGGCUGUCAACAAGAUGGACGAUGCGCCACACUUCACUGCAGAGGAUGAAGAGACCCUCAACAAGUACUUGAACUUCGCCAACCUAGUUCUGAGGGUUUUCCACCUGAGCUACCUGCACAACUGCGAAACCAGGAGAGGGCAGGUGCUGCUGUGGUCGGCCAGCAAGGUGUUCGAGGAGCUGACGGACAUUGAGAGGCAGUUUCACAAGGCCUUGUACACGGUCCGAGCCUUCCUCAACUGCGACCGCUACUCCGUGGGCUUGUUGGACAUGACCAAAACAAAAGAGUUCUUCGACCUGUGGCCCAUCCUGAUGGGAGAAGCCCCCCCGUACAGCGGACCGAAAACACCCGAUGGCCGAGAGAUUAUCUUCUACAAAAUUAUCGACUACAUACUACACGGCAAAGAGGACAUCAAAGUCAUCCCGAAUCCUCCAGCGGACCACUGGGCUCUGGUCAGCGGCUUGCCGACAUAUGUGGCGGAAAAUGGACUGAUUUGCAACAUAAUGAAUGCCGGCGAGGAUGAAUUCUUCAAUUUCCAGAAAGAACCUCUGGACAACUCGGGCUGGUCGGUCCGCAAUGUUUUGUCCAUGCCCAUCGUCAACAAGAAAGAGGAGAUUGUGGGCGUGGCCACCUUCUAUAACAGGAAGGACGGGAAACCCUUUGAUGAAAUGGAUGAAACGCUGAUGGAGUCGCUGACUCAGUUCCUGGGCUGGUCGGUCCUCAACCCGGACACCUAUGACAAGAUGAACAAGCUGGAGAACCGCAAGGACAUCUUCCAGGACAUGGUGCUCUACCACGUCAAAUGUCGUAAGGACGAGAUCCAGAACAUCCUGAACACGCGCGAGCGAUGGGGGAAGGAACCAGACGAGUGUGAAGAGGACGAGUUGGAGGAGAUCCUGUCGGAAGUUCUCCCCAACGCCAAGAAAGCGGAGAUCCUGGAGUUUCACUUCUGCGACUUCGAGCACAGCGAGUUGGACCUGGUCAAGUGCGGCGUCAGAAUGUACUACGAACUCAAAGUGGUGGACAAGUUCCACAUCCCCAGAGAGGUGUUGGUGAGAUUCAUGUACUCGCUCAGCAAAGGCUACAGGAAGAUCACCUACCACAACUGGAGACACGGAUUCAACGUCGGACAGACCAUGUUCACGCUGCUCAUGACGGGCGACCUGAAGCGUUACUACACCGAUCUGGAGUGCAUGGCCAUGGUGACCGCCGGAUUCUGUCACGACAUCGACCACCGCGGGACAAACAACCUCUAUCAGAUGAAGUCCGGAAAUCCUCUGGCCAAGCUUCACGGCUCGUCCAUCUUGGAGAGACACCAUCUUGAGUUCGGCAAGACUUUGCUGAGAGAUGAGUCUCUGAACAUCUACCAGAAUCUGAACCGCCGGCAGCACGACAUCGUCAUCCGGCUGAUGGACAUCGCCAUCAUCGCCACCGACCUGGCGCUCUACUUCAAGAAGAGGACCAUGUUCCAGAAGAUUGUGGACCAGUCCAAGACCUACGACAGCUGGAACGACUGGACCAAGUACAUGAUGCUGGAGACCACGCGCAAGGAGAUUGUCAUGGCCAUGAUGAUGACGGCCUGCGACCUGUCGGCCAUCGCUAAGCCCUGGGAGAUCCAGAGCAAGGUGGCGCUCUCCGUGGCCGCCGAGUUUUGGGAGCAAGGAGACCUGGAGAGGACGGUCCUGGAGCAGCAGCCCAUCCCCAUGAUGGACAGAAACAAAGCGGACGAGCUCCCCAAGCUUCAGUGCGGCUUCAUCGACUUCGUCUGCUCCUUCGUUUACAAGGAGUUCAGUCGCUUCCACGUGGAGAUCACGCCCAUGCUGGAGCGGCUCCUCAACAACCGCAAGGAGUGGAACGCCCUCAAGGAGGCGCACGACGCCAAGGUGGCCGCCCUGGACGCCGCCAAGAAGGCCAAGGAGGAGGCGGCCGCCGCCGCCAGACAAGCGAGUGCGGCCCAGUCCAAGACUUGCACCCUCAGCUAGAAACCGCGCCAACCUUUUGCAUCAAGUACAAUCUCCAAAACGACAUGCGAGCGUAGCUUAGCUUGUAGACACAGUUUCAACAUUAACACCGCACUUAAACCAGAAAAAAAAAAAAAAAAAUCAUAAUAAUGAUGAAAUGAAAAGGUUUCAUUUUUCAAUAAAAGUUGAAGCUAAAUAUUCAAAGACUGAUUUCUAAAAGAUUAAGUCCUUACUUUAAAGCUUAAGUAUUACAACUGAAUUAUACUCAACGUAGCAAAUGCACUAGAAUGCUAUUUUUACAAUAAUUUGAACAGAGAAUUCAGUGAUUCUUUGACACACCACUAGAGGGAGCCCUUGUGGUUCACUAACCUGUUGUUGCGCUACUAGUUUUUUUACGCUGCCGUGCAGUACUUAGAAAAUAAGUUACUUUGACAAACACAAGGCUACUGAGCCUUGUGGUGGCAGUACCGCCAACUUGUACUUCAAGAUGUACUUGAACAUUGGAAACAAUGCGCAAGUAUAUAAUUGCUUUAAAAAAAAAAAAAUUAUCGGAAAUGUUGCCAUUUUCAUACGCAAACAUGUUUGUUUGUCUUUUUACUUCAGGUUUGUUUGUCUUUAAAGUUCGGGGCACUACUUUUUAAUUUUAGGGAGUUAAAUCUUUCAAGAUGGAUUAAAGUUGUUAUAAUAUUAGUAAUUUUAGCAGUAGCAUUUAGUAAUAUCUAUUGUUAAAGUAUCUAUAUUUAAUUCUAUGACACUAGUUUUUUUUUUCCAGACUCAAGAUUAGAAAAAAAAUAGCUGAAAUGUUUCAGUUGUAUUUAUCCCAGAAAAAGUCAUAAUUUUACAUGAUUAUGGUUGUAUCUUUUGAGGGAAAACAUUUGUAGGAGAGAAAAAAAAACUAAGAAAAGGUCACAAUUUUACAAGAUAAAAUGUAAUCAUAUGAGGCUAAAACUUUUUUUUAUUAGGAUUUCUUUUUCAAGACAUUAGUUGUCAGUUUGUGAGAAUACAAAUAUGUACUGGGGAGGAUCUGAAUGAAGUUUUUUUUAUUUUUUUUUUUUUUCAAGAAUAAAUUGAAUCAUUAAAAAGAUGAAAAAUAAAUAAUACAUUUUAUAAGAUUAAUUAAGUCUUUUUCUAGAGAAUAUGCGAGAGAGCAACAACUGCAACCUGCCAAAAGUGGUCCUGAGUACAAGGUGAGUUUUUUUUAAGAUAAGCUAUUUAUAUGAAUGAAUAUAAUUGUUUUUCAGGGAGGAAAUCAUCUAAUAAAUCUGAAAUAAAUCCUAAAGAUUUUUUUUUUUUUUACAAUAAAUGACAAAUUUACAAAAAUCUAUUUUUUCUUUUACAAUUAAUUACAAAUAUGAUUACGUAAAUAAUGUCAUUAUCCAAGCUGCUUAUCCUCACAAGGGUCACGGGAAAGAUGGAGCCUAUCCCAGCUAGCUUAGGGGCUACACCCUCAACUGGUCGCCAGUCAGAUAUCGACACCAUCACUGAGCGGGAAUCGAACCCGCGCUGCCCGCGCCAAAGGCAGGCGUGUGUACCACACCAUGAAUCGCCGUUAUUGUUUAUUGGUUUCGUGACAUUUCAGGCAAAUUUGACAUGAGAAGUAUUUAGGCAUUAAUUAAAAUAAGAUGAGGGGUCAAGGGGAGGAAGGGGGGCAGUCCAUGGGACCCCCCUCACCCCCAAAAAAGCAUCUUCUGGAUGCUGCCGGAGAGAGAGAGAGAGAGAGAGAGCAAGCGACAGCCGAGCGUGACUAAAACGCCGCCUGCAAAAUCCUCUCUGCCGCCCCCACCCCCCCCCACCCCGCCGCGCCGCACCGACGUCAACGCGCGUGGCGUCACCGCCUCGUGACGUCGCCGCCUCUGACGUAAAACGGCGGCUCAAAGCAUUGCCGUAUACGGCGAAACCGGACCGAGCCGUGACGCGGGAAGCCACCCGUGACUGCCGCCGGAGGGGGGGGGAGGCAGCUGGAGCCCCGACGACUAUUUUUAGGCGCCUGACGUUGUCUCCGAGCAGGACCCGAACGGACCGGCUGGCUGCUCAAAAUCCCGGCGGGGCGUUAGCAUCCCCUGCUAACCUUUUUUUUUUUUUUGUCUUCGUUAGCAAGGGAUGCUAACGUACAUUUUUGGAUAAAGUACAGGAACGAAUCCCCCCCCCCCCCCGCCCCCACUUUCACUUUGCAGCAGAGGAUUGUCAGGA